GCCGCGCCCGCACCACGCCGACCGCCCCGCGCACCACCGCGCACGCGCACCGAUACCGACCGCCGGACCACUCCGACAGUGACACAGAAUGGGAGCCAUCCGAGCCAGACACGACGAGACUACCAUCCAUCACUAACUCUUCUACCAUCACGGCGCUUUCACUACCGAUGCCGAUGCAGGUCGUGAGAGGAGAUUCAAUUCAAGACGAUCAAUCCGACGCAGGAGGGGAUGGUCGACCGAUGCGCGCUCUAGAGAGCGGUAUGGGCGAGAGUCAAGCGCUAGUGCUACAGUCCAUCGACGUGGACACCGAGAUGACCCUCGCGCUGCGGGACAUGCCGCCGGUGCCGAUCGAAUACGACGACAUGAGCAUGCUGGAGGGCGCGGAGUGGAGCGUGUCGCUGCGCGCGCAGUCGCCGCGCCGCGCGCCCGCGCUGCCCGCGCCGCCGCACUCCCUCCCGCCCGACCAGCCCUCCACCAGCAACCAGAUCGCCACGGUACAAAUGCACAGCCAGACCGAGCCGGACUCGAUCCCGGUGAACGAGUCAAUAAUAUCUCUGCUGCUGAAAUUGCACUCGCAACUCUCCGGCCGGCUCGACUCCUUCUCAUUGGAGGAACCGGCGCCGCCCAAUGAGGAAGUUAUUGGCGAGGGCGCGGCGGCGGUGGGCGGCGUGCUGCGGCGGCUGGCGGCGCUGGACGCGCGCUGCGCCGGCGCCGUGCGCGCGCUGCGGGCGCAGCUGUGGCCGCACCAGCGCGAGCGCCAGGCCGAGCAGCGCGCCAGGGAACGUCGCGAGAAAGAGGAGCGGUCGCGCGCGCGCGAGCGACAACAACAAGUCAUGCGCGAGUUCGCGCGCCGGCAGCAACAGUUCCUCUCGGCCAUGGAGGCGGAGGCGGGCGAGGCGGCCUCCAUGCAGUGGGAGGACGAGGCGCCCGAGCGGGACUACGACUGCGUCAUCUGCAACACCACCACGCCCAGUACUCCCUCGGAUCCCGUGGGACUUGUCGUUUUACUACAGUCGACAUCGGUGCUGGGGCACCGGCGGCGCGCGGACAGUGGCGGUGCUCGGCUCGCCCUCAGCGAGAACGAGCGCGCGCGCCUCCACGCGCAGGCCGACACCACCGCCGCCGCGCACCACUACCGCCUGCACGACGACCUGCACCAACACUUCGAUAAGGAGUCGUGGCUGUUGAGCGUGAACGUGGGUUGGGAGGGCGGCGUACACGUGCAGUCGUGCGGCCAUCACCUGCACCUGCGCUGCCUAGCCGCGUACCUGCGCGCGCUGCAGGCGCCGCAGCGGCCGCACAACCUGCACGUGGACCGCGGCGAGUUCCUGUGCCCGCUGUGCCGCCAGCUCGCCAACACCGUGCUGCCGCUGGCGCCGCGGCCGCGCCCCGCCCGGCCGCCGCCCGCGCCCUCCACGCCGGACCAUCAGAACCACCACGAUCAGCGCGCCGCCGCCAUACAGGAGAUGCUCGACACGCUACAUCCAGAACCUGAGCAAAGCAAUCUAUCGGAAGCGAUGGGUAAAUCCAUGGAGGACAUGACGGCCACGGCGGGCGGCAAGUUAAAACAACGCUAUGGCUCCUCACCGGCCGGGAUCUUCACAUUCGUGGCGUCACUCGUGCGCACCAACCUGGAGUGCGAGCUGGUGCAGCGCGGCGGCACGCUGCAGACCACCGCCGCACCGCGCUACAAGCCGCGCAACGACUGCAUCGUGCCGCUGCUGGUGGUGGCGGGCGCACACUCGCGCGUGCUGCGGGCCGCCGGCGCCAAGCUCGGGGCCAGCGAGGCCUGGCGCCUGCUGGCCCCCGUGCCGGCCGCCGCCCUCGGCAGCAGCGCCACGCCGCUGGUGCCGGCGCCGCCCGCCAGCGCGCGCCCCGUGCCGCUGCUGCUGCGGACCCACUGGCGCUGCUCAUGCACUUCCUGCUACUCGCACCGCCGGAUCCGCCAUAUCUCGAUAUGCUGCGUCAGUUGUACGCGCUGUGCUAUUACCAGAUCGUGUGCCAGUUCCUCGCCAACACGAGCGCGGAGGGUCGCGCGGCGCUGGCGGGCGCGGGGCGCGAGGCGGAGCCCGCGGGGUUGCGCCACGCCGCGCGCCUGCUCCUCGGCGCGCUCGCCGGCUCCGAGCUCUUCACCGAGGACGGCCCGCCCGACCACACUGCCGGACCACCACCAACCCGACAUACUGCAGAUGGAGAGGGAGCUGCAAGAGUUGUUGUUGCCGUUCGUGCGCAUAGCGGCGCUGGUGCGGCACCACCUGUACGGGUGCGAGCUGCCGGAGGUGGCGACGCCGCGGCAGGAGUUCGUGCGGCUGUGCUACUACCUGGAGCUGGUGACGGAGGGCAUGGAGUGGUCGGAGUGGUCGGCGUGGCGCGCGCUGCCGGCGGGCGCGGAGGCGGCGGCGCGGGCGUGGGCGCGGCAGCUGGGCGGCGCGGCGGCGCGCGGCCAGCUCGUGGUGCGGCGCCUGCUGCGCGCGCUGCACGUGGCGUGGGCGGCGCCGCGCCUGCUGGCGCUGCCGCGCGAGUACGACCGCGUCUUCACCUACUACCACGAGCGCGUGUGUCUGCAGUGCGGCGCCGUGCCCAAGGAGGCCUCCGUGUGCCUGCUGUGCGGCACGCUCGUCUGUUCUCAGCAGCCCUGCUGCCGCCGGCAUCAGGUCGCCGAGGCCGUGCAGCAUGCGAUGGAGUGCGGCGGCGGCACGGGCAUAUUCCUGGUGGUGACGUCGACGUACAUCAUCGUGAUCCGCGGCCGCCGCGCCUGUCUCUGGGGCUCGCUCUACCUCGACGACUACGACGAGGAGGACCGCGACCUCAAACGCGGCAAGCCACUCUACCUGAGCCAGGAUCGGCUGGAGCUGCUGCAGGCGCAGUGGCUCGCGCAUCGGUUCGACCACACCAAGCGCACCUGGGUGUGGCAUCGAGACUCGCUCUGAACACCGCCAGGGGACUCGCUUACACAUUGUACAUAACUAGAGAUGGAGGUACUGCGUAGACAUCCACUCAGGGUAUGGUCUCAAUUCGAUGGCAGGGCCUUCAGGAAUCGAUAAAUUGUGAAAUUGAAUUUUGGACCUGAUUUCCUAUUUCGGAUUCCUAAAUAUUCACAACACCUAUUUUACAAUAUAGCGCAUUCUUAUUUAUUAAGAUUGUGUCAUAAUACUGCCAAACAGAAUUGAGGCUUGGAUCAAAUGAGGCUGCCUCGCGAGGCGAACGCUCGGUACAUACUGACUCAUACGUUUACCCCAUAAGGUAGCUUUAUUUGGUUUACCAUACUCUAUGAGAACAUAAUUAGACAGAUACUAUCAUUCAGAUUUUCAUAGACUUAAAGAAUCCGGCGUUUUCUACAUCAGUCGAGAACGCCCAACAUUCUUUCAACUAUUGCCUUAUAUUACCUAAAAAACGAUGUAACUCCCAAGCAAUAACUACUUUAUAAUCAUAACUUCAUAAGACAAUAUUAAAUUAAUAGCUAAAUGCUGCGUGAAAAUUAUGGUUCUAUCACUUGCUAUUCGGUUUAAUAUCGACAAUUGUAUUGUAAAUUAUUUUGCCUAAAACUGGCAUGAAGUGAUUAAAAAUUGAUCUGGCAACAUCCGAAACAAGGUAUUCGUGUUUUGGCUACGUGCGGAAAUAAUAGUGCUUAACUUUUGAAAUGUAUCGAUAGUUUAAUUUUAGGUAUGCAGCCGACACCGCUUGGUUAUGUUGUUAUGAAAAAUAUUGUAUUUUUAUAUUUUCUGUAACCUAAAGUAUAUUGACAACAGUUUGUGACUGUAAUUGUUUUUCGAUAUUUUUUGCCAAAUUGUUCUCAUGGUAUUAGAAGUUGAAAACUGUAUUGUGUUACUUUGCACAGUCUGUCGUUAUUACAUUGGCGUCUCGGCAUUUUUGGACACGAAAUUUUCAGUCUUCGCAAUUUUUUUAAUUCGCCAUACUUUUAGGCAUAUGUUUAAUGAACUUCAUUCGGUCGUUAUACGCGAACAAAUUAACAGUCUGUUUGUUUAUAUUUACCUUUAUACUGUUGCGCUAUUGGUCAUUAGUGCUGUGGUAUACGCGGUAACAAGAUUGUCGAAGCGUCAAGUUAUUGUCGAUAGUCCGCGUAACGUUUGUAAAUAUG
Messenger RNA from Manduca sexta (tobacco hornworm), 4099 nucleotides. Its product is annotated as E3 ubiquitin-protein ligase Ubr3. Gene Ontology annotation, biological process: protein ubiquitination; ubiquitin-dependent protein catabolic process via the N-end rule pathway. Lineage: Eukaryota; Metazoa; Arthropoda; Insecta; Lepidoptera; Sphingidae. The record is from RefSeq and is a predicted model, not a curated record. Gene Ontology annotation, cellular component: ubiquitin ligase complex; cytoplasm. Gene Ontology annotation, molecular function: ubiquitin protein ligase activity.